Molecule: messenger RNA, 5259 nt
Organism: Cyanistes caeruleus (blue tit)
Lineage: Eukaryota; Metazoa; Chordata; Aves; Passeriformes; Paridae
Gene: PTGES
Product: prostaglandin E synthase
Biological process (GO): prostaglandin biosynthetic process
Cellular component (GO): membrane
Molecular function (GO): prostaglandin-E synthase activity
Source: RefSeq, a predicted model, not a curated record
CUGGAUGGAGGGUGUGAUGUGUUGGUGAAGGGUCUGGCUGCCUGCCCUCCCCCAGGCUCCUGGGAGAAGGGGCUGCUGGAGAACAUCUCAUCCAUGCUGUGGGGCUGGUCUGGCCCUGCAUAACCCCAGUCCUUGGGCACUGAGGUCUUCUCUGCUAUGGGUUGAUCCCUAUCAGCUGUGGAGAAGAGGGAUGGGAGGGAGCAGUGUUUGGGAUGUGGCUUUGCCACCAUCUACUUAUACUCGGCAUUAUGGUGUUUAUAAUACCCUGCCGAGCUCCAGGGAUACGUGGGAGGGUUUGGAUGUAGUCUGCUGGUGAACACACCAGCUCUUACCACAGAGUCUUUCCACAUGUGGUGCAUGGCUGCUGCAUGUCCUGGUGUCCCCACUCCCACCCUCAGAGAAGCAGUCUGCCAGAGGCCAGAGCUCCACACUGGGCUGUGCCAGGACUUGUUCUGCAGCCUCCCCGACGCCAGGGUGGUGGUGACCAACUGCAAGUACCUCCCCCUUAAAACCAAGUACUUGGGGUUUUCAAAGGCUCUCUGCACUGUUGAAAGAAUUUAACUAUAAGGCUUCAUGCCAGGUGCAUGAAUAGUCUGUGAACUAUAGGUCUGGAGACAUUCAAAAGAUCCAGCUGGGUUCAGGAAUAGCACAAUUUAUUGAAUGUAACAUAUAUGGUUCUUUUGGAUUGCCCAUGAUAAAUGCCUGAACUGCAGAGUGGCUUUAUAGAGCACUAACAAUACAAUGGCAAUCACAGCUUUAAUUUCCCAGGUUAAGGCUCAGCAUAUCUGAGGACACAAGUCUUACCAAAAGAUGACCCUUUUGGGGCAGGAGAGGAGGACAAAUCUGUCAAUCUGUUCCUGGAAUUUCAAGUAAAAUUCUUGUCUGCCAGUUAGAUAUGGAACUGGGGGGCUUUUACACCUUAUUAACCACUAUAGUGCAAAGUGCUGCCAACUGUGAUCAAAUUUUCCAUUAUUUGUGGGUGUGUUGUACAGAAUAUUUCUUGGUAGGAUGUUUUGGUUUGCCAGAACUUUUCUGGGUAUGAGGCAGAAAAACUAGACCACAUGGCCUCAACUCCACAUUCACCCCCAUGCCAUGGCAACACAAACCACAGGAGCUACAUCCAGUUUCUAUGCUUGCACUGUGAGUCCCAUUGCAUGUCCAGCUUUGCAUUUUCUUCACUGCUUUUUGCUUCCACCUGUACACAGGAUGCCAUGGGGCUGAGCCAGAGCAUUGCACAGCACAGUGGAGUGUCUUUGGGUUUGCAGCACCAGGUCAGAAUGGCCAUGAGGAAGAAUCAGAGGCAAAGAAUUUCCUAUUUUCCUGAAAUCAGUAUUUAAACUUUUUUCUUUUUUCUUUUUUUUUUUUUUUUCUCCUGUGUUAAGAAAAUGAACACGAAACCCAGCCCUUUCACUCUAAUAAAUUUGGAGAGCUCCUGUCAGCUCCCACACCUCUGGCUGCUGAGGUUUGGUGAUGGCAGUGGGGGAGAAGGAGUUAAGUUUGCAUUAAAUAGCAGCCCAGCUGCCUGCAGGGGCUCCGAUCCCACUCUUUAUUCCACAACAUUUGACGGCUGAGGAAAAGCCAGCUCCAAAUUCACACGGCACUUUCUAAACCAAGAACAAAAUUCCAUCUGUCUGCCUUGGUUCAUUCUCUCAGAGAAUACCAGGACGAGCUGAUUUUGGUGCGGGCAGACAGACAGCUCUUCACUUGGUGCAGUUUGGGGUCCAGGACGUGCCUGGUUGUGUUCCAGGCUGGUGAUUCCCGGGGCUCCCCUCCCAGCCGGGGGUGCGGGGCAGCCCAGGCUCCCGGGGGGUGAGCGCUGGUGGGCCAAGGGCCAGCUCUGUCCGCUGUCCAUCCCUCGGCAGGUGGAUCUGUAGGAAGGGUUGGCUGCCUCUGCCACGGGUGUGAGUUCUCAGCCAGCACUGGGCGGGACGGGAAGCGCGGCCACGGAGCAGUGGGCUCCAGUACAGGGCUGGAAACAGCUGAGACAGGCGCUUACCUUCUAACUCCUCCUUGGACGGCUGAAGAGCUCCGGUCUGCGGCUGUUCCUGCCUCUUUCCUGCGGGAUCCUCUCGCAGCCCAAGAUCUCCCCUGGCUUUGGGUGCUGAAGCGACCGAUCAGCACGCUUGCCCAAAAUGAUGGAAAAUAAAGUGUUCCUGUCUUUCACGUUCUACAGCACAAUUUUGAUUUUAAAAAUGUAUGUCGUUGCCAUCAUAACAGGGCAAGUGAGACUCAGAAAGAAGGCAUUUGCAAACCCAGAGGAUGCCCUGCGCAAUGGGGGGUUGCAGUUCUGCCGCGAAGACCCUGAUGUGGAGCGGUGCCGCAGGGCCCACCGUAAUGACAUGGAGAACAUUUUUCCCUUUCUCUUCCUUGGAGCCAUCUACUCCCUGCUGGAUCCCAGUCCCGCAGUGGCCAGGGUCCAUUUCCUCAUCUUCUGCGUGGGACGGAUCAUCCACACCAUUGCCUACCUCCUGCAGCUGAGGGCACCCACACGCUCUGUGGCCUACAGUGUGGCCCAGCUGCCCUGCUUCUCCAUGGCCCUGCAGAUCCUCCUGGCCACCACCCCGUACUGGUAACAACCAGAGACCGACCACCCAAACCCCCUCAUCCUGACUCUGCUGGACCCCCUGUGAGUGGGAGAGUGAGGGUGGAUGUGUGUGUGUGUGUGUGUGAGAGAGAGAGAGAGAUGUCACCAGGGAGGUCACCUGGACCCUGAGGAUGUUCAGUGCGGCCUUGAUGAAAUUCCACUGUCAUCGGAAUUUUGACAGAGAAAUCACCAGAGGAGGGACAUGCAGGAAGGGGAUGUGGAGCAGGUUUCUCUCCCACCUACUGAGGAUGAGAGGUGGGAAGCACAUGGACUACACCUCGAGGAAGGGGUCAUUGAAGGAAAGGUUUUCUGUUUGGAACUGUGGCGGGGAAGAUGUGCCUUUUCCUCCUGGUCAUGAGUAUCCCAUGAAUCAGGCAGGGAAAAUCAUGAGAGUCCCACAAAGUCUCUUAGCAGAGGUUACAAAGCAGCCACCCUUCUCCUGCCCAACCAUGUGCAUCUGUGGGAAUGUGAGUCAUUUAGGACUUAGUCCCUUAGGUUCCCUCUCCACCAAGGAGGACAGGAGGCCUGUGCCUCCAGACAGCAUAACAGGGAAGUCAAAAUCUCAGAGGUGAUGUUGCAAAGCAUUCAGUGCUCCCAGUGCCACCUCAUCUCGUGCCACAGGACACAGCUCCCUGCCAGGAGCCUCACUGCAACCCUGCUAGCUGCUGGCAACUCCCAGUCAGCAGCACUUGUCCUUUUCCACCACAGCACAAUGCAGAGCGACAUGCCUGGAAAAGCCAGCAGGAAUCCUUUACCCUGGACACAGAGCCUGAACACAUUUGCCGGACACAAAGUUCUGGGGUAUCUGGAAAGUCUAAAAUGCUGGCACAAAACAGAGGGUUUGCAGACAGAAUUUUCUCCCAAAGGGCAGUUUAGUCCAUGUGCCACUAAUACCUGAAAAUGCCCCCAGAGCAUCAGACUGAAUUUCUCCCGCUCUGCUUUUAGCCUUUCUCUGGCCACAGAAUGGCUGUUGCUAUUUGGGAAAUGUGCUGUGAUCGCCGUAGAGGUGUUUUCUUUCAGCUGUUUCCUGCUGUCCACUGCUGCCACACCAUUCACAGCCUGGACCAGCUGGUGUUUGCAGAAAGCUCUGGAAAUGAGCAGAGGGGCUUUGAAGGGAGUAUUGCUGCUCUGCAGUGCCACCCAAACGUGUCAUGUUAGAGAGGAGAGGCCGGGACCAGGGUACUGCAUGGUGACAAAGGCCCAUGAGCUCCUCUGCCACACAGCUGUCCCCAGGUGCCAGGGGCUGCUCCUGGCAGCAGCAGCAAUUGAGCAUCCCUCUGGAGAAGAAGGCAGGAGGAAACCUCUGCUCUUCAGUGUAUCCUCCCUCCUCUGAGGGCACAGAAUUUGAAUUAUAUCACAGGGGCAAGCCAGAAUGAGUAGGAAAUAAAUUUCCCUUCCACCUGUCCUGUCCUGUCCUGUGCACUAAGGCUGUUGCCUUGACUGUGCUCUCCUCAGAGAUGCUCUUGCUGAGACCUCACUGAGCACUGGGGUGAGCACCUGCUCAGAAAUGAUGCUCAGCCUUUGUUCAGCUUGGGUAGAAGUUUCUGUACCAGUAACUCGAUCCCAGUGCAGUUGUGGCCUGAGGCUGAGCUGUGUGGUGAAGUUUGGAGUGGAAUUCUUUGCUCUCCCACUUCGAGGAAGGUGUGCAGGAUUGCAGGUUCAGCAGUUCACUCUUGGCCACUUCUCCUUCACACAGAUGUCUGGGUAACACAGACCCCUCUUAACAAGUCUUUUCUGCCUCACAUGGUGCACAAGGUCUUGAACUCCUCUAUGUUUCUCUGCUGCUACACACGCAUCCUGGUGGCAGGAAGUAAAUAUUCCCAAUAAAAACAAAUCAUUGUGCUCUGAUACAUCCUUCCUUCGGGAGUAGCAGAUGCAGCUGGGCAGCAGCUGGGUCCAGCCCCAGCAGGAUGUUAAACCCCACUGUAGGGCCUGGAGUGCCCUGUGACUUCUAAAGAGACAUCCUUUUCCUCUGCACUCACCUGCCCUGCACAGGAACCUCCUUUCUAGGUGUGCAUUAUUUGUGCUGACCUUUAAAUUCAGCAGAGCUGGGAAUUACAAGCAGUCCUGCUCAGUUUUCCUCCCCUGAUUAGCAAGUUGUUACAAAGCUUGGUGUUCACCCAAAAAUCCUGGAGGGCUGGAGAAGCUCAGGUAAGAUGUGGCUGAUCUUCUUUCUGUUGUUAGGACUCGUAAAGGAGCUGCUUGCAUUUUCCAAGAUAAGUAGCUCUCUUUUUUUUUGCACUAGGUUGCUGGGAGACAAAUGCUUCAUUUCUCUGGUUUUCCCUAUUUUCUUAAGUUGUUGCUGGUUGGGAGUUGCUGCCCUGUCAGUGUCUCUGUUAGUUUCGUAAAAUGGUUCCAACUUGCUUGUUUUCUUUCCCUGUUUGUUUUCAAAUGAGAAAGGCAGUGGUUUUAUAAAAUGGACUCUCUCCAGUACAUGUUGCUGUGGUUGGAGAUGUGGCUGGGAUGGAGAUUUUGGCAUGGGAAGGAAGAAGGGAGGCUACAGAACCCCCUGCCAGCCCCCAAAUCUGCUUCAGCCUCUUCUCAGCUGCCUGUCCAGUGCCUGAGGCUCAUGCCCUACUCAAGGAAGCUGAGGUUACAUGCAAAGCUCUGCUUUCUCCUUUUUUAUUAAAAAAAAAUAAAAAUAAAUAAACUCUGCUUACUGGCUGCAGGGAAAA